AUGGGUCAAGAGCUGUGCACAAAGAGACUACAGCCUGGAUGCGGCUGCUCUCACUGUCCGGAGGGAGGUGAGGCACGCAGCUGCCGGAGGACUCAGCCUGGGAGCAUGGAGGCUGCCCUAGAGCUAGCAGACCUAAAAGAAGCAUCCUGUUCUAUGACUUCAUUUCACCCCAAGGGACCCCAGACUGUCAGUGCCCGGAAGUUUGUGAGUAAAAGGCCACGGAGUAACAGCGAUUCUUUUCAGGAGGAGGAUGCUGGGCAACGGUUCCAAUGGAGGAAGAGCCUUCCUUUUGGGGCAGCCUCAUCCUACUUGAACUUGGAGAAGUUGGGUGAAGGUUCCUAUGCUACAGUUUACAAGGGGAUUAGCAGGAUAAAUGGACAACUAGUGGCUUUAAAAGUUAUCAGCAUGAAUGCAGAGGAAGGAGUCCCAUUCACAGCUAUCCGGGAAGCUUCUCUACUGAAGGGUUUGAAGCAUGCCAAUAUCGUCCUCCUGCAUGACAUAGUUCACACCAAAGAGACACUGACAUUUGUUUUUGAAUACAUGCACACGGAUCUGGCACAGUAUAUGUCUCAGCAUCCAGGAGGGCUUCAUCCUCACAAUGUUAGGCUUUUCAUGUUUCAACUUUUGCGGGGCCUGGCAUACAUCCACCACCAACACGUUCUUCACAGGGACCUGAAACCUCAGAACUUGCUCAUCAGUCACCUGGGAGAGCUCAAACUGGCUGAUUUCGGUCUUGCUCGGGCCAAGUCCAUUCCUAGCCAGACAUACUCUUCAGAAGUUGUAACCCUCUGGUACCGGCCUCCUGAUGCUUUGCUGGGAGCCACUGAAUAUUCCUCCGAGCUGGACAUAUGGGGUGCAGGCUGCAUCUUUAUUGAAAUGUUGCAGGGUCAACCUUUGUUUCCUGGGGUUUCCAACAUCCUUGAACAGCUGGAGAAGAUCUGGGAGGUGUUGGGUGUCCCUACAGAGGAUACUUGGCCUGGAGUCUCCAAGCUACCUAACUACAAUCCAGAAUGGUUCCUGCUGCCUAAGCCUCAAAGCCUUCAGAUUGUCUGGAACAGGCUGGGUGGAGUUCCUGAAGCUGAAGACCUGGCCUCCCAGAUGUUGAAAGGUUUCCCCAGAGACCGAGUAUCUGCCCAGGAAGCACUGGUUCACCAUUAUUUCAGUGCCCUGCCUUCCCAGCUGUACCACCUUCCUGAUGAAGAGUCUUUGUUCACAGUUUCAGGAGUGAGGCUAAAGCCAGAAAUGUGUGACCUUUUGGCCUCCUACAGGAAGGGUCACCUCCCAACCCGGCUUAGCAAAUGCUGGUAA
Dipodomys spectabilis (banner-tailed kangaroo rat) is the source of this 1308-nucleotide messenger RNA. RefSeq names its product cyclin dependent kinase 15 (gene Cdk15). Gene Ontology annotation, molecular function: ATP binding; cyclin-dependent protein serine/threonine kinase activity; cyclin binding. The record is from RefSeq and is a predicted model, not a curated record. The coding region runs from base 1 to 1308 and encodes 435 amino acids. NCBI's taxonomy places the organism in Eukaryota, Metazoa, Chordata, Mammalia, Rodentia, Heteromyidae. The transcript is spliced from 13 exons. Gene Ontology annotation, cellular component: cytoplasm; cytosol; nucleus. Gene Ontology annotation, biological process: protein phosphorylation.